AUGCAGCACCAAGAGCUGUGUUUGCAUCAUAAAACUUCUUGGACAUACAAACGCUUGUCAUUGAACGAUUAUGUGCAAGAUUUUGCGUGCCAUGCUUUGCUUGCAAAUUGCAAAACCACACUGGCAAACAACGCCAGACAAAGCGCUUAUCUAUACAAGCAGUUUAAGCCCACGUGCAGUCCAGACUUGUAUGUCGAGAUUGCUGAAAAAGGUGCAAUGCUUCAAGGAAUGCUAGGUGGGACUUUCACGCCCUUUCCGCAUGUUUUCCUCGGUGUGCUGUGUCACAAUUGCGGGGGUCUGUUUUACUCAGAUAUUGGUGAGUCCACAUUGCCACGGUCAAAGUUUGAGUCCAGCACUUUCCUUAUGGUCGUCCCCACCAAAUCAGUGCCUCAGGAUGGGAUUUGA
Durusdinium trenchii is the source of this 405-nucleotide messenger RNA. The record is from the annotation of a GenBank genome assembly. Lineage: Eukaryota; Dinophyceae; Suessiales; Symbiodiniaceae.